UAGAUAGUAGAGAUAACUAAGCAUCUUGCUUUGCUUGCUUCAAUCUUCAUCGUCCCUUGCAGAAUCGAAACACCACUCACUCUUUCACUCACUGCAAUCAUGGGUUGGCUGAGUCGGUUUCUAACGGCGGUGACUUUCUUAGCCGUCGGAGUAUUAUUCUCGCCGGAGACACUCGCUUCAAAAUCAACAGCUCUUUCAACCUACCUCAAACUCGCUCACCUCCUCAGCUUCUCCACCGCCUUCGGUUCUGCUCUCUGGGUCACCUUCAUCGGUGGAAUCAUCAUGUUCAAGAAUCUGCCGAGGCAUCAGUUUGGUAAUCUUCAGAGCAAGAUGUUUCCGGCGUAUUUCUCACUGGUGGGAACGUGUGGCGCCAUUGCGGUGGCUUCCUUUGGGUACCUGCACCCGUGGAAAACUGCUUCCACUAGUGAACGAUACCAGCUUGGGUUCUUGCUCUCUUCCUUUGCAUUCAAUCUCACCAACUUGUUUGUGUUUACGCCUAUGACCAUUGAGCUGAUGAAGCAAAGGCAUAAAGUGGAGAGAGAAAAUAAUGUUGGAGAGGAAGUUGGGUGGUCAAAAAAUGUGGAAGUUGCAAAGACAAACCCAAAGCUUGCAGCCAUGAAUAAGAAGUUCGGUAUGAUUCAUGGAUUAUCUUCCCUCUCUAAUAUCAUGUCGUUUGGAAGCCUUGCAGUACACUCUUGGUACUUGGCAGGUAAAAUUAAUCUGUGAAUCAAUUUCUGCCACACGUUCUAUUCGACAUGGCUGAGCACCUUAUGAAAAGUUAUAUUAAGUCAGGAUCCCAGUGUUCUCUUUAUCUGCUAGUUAAUCGUUUUACUUGCCAAGAAGUCUAGAAUGUCAAUUUGUGAAAUGUACCAUGAGAGCAUUUUACCGUAUCGAUUUACCAAGAAUGCCUGGCCAUGGACACAUAAUGUAAUCGCCCUAGUUCAUAUGAAUAAACUAUGUUGUCUGUGUACCUUUCUGUAGUCAAAGGUAACAAAUAUUGUAGACUCCAGCUGUUAUCAUAUGUUAGCAUUUGUUUUUCUA
This is a messenger RNA of Lotus japonicus, 1041 nucleotides long. RefSeq lists its product as uncharacterized. Lineage: Eukaryota; Viridiplantae; Streptophyta; Magnoliopsida; Fabales; Fabaceae. Bases 100 to 726 code for a protein of 208 amino acids. The transcript is spliced from 3 exons. The record is from RefSeq and is a predicted model, not a curated record.